Messenger RNA from Camponotus floridanus (Florida carpenter ant), 2984 nucleotides. It is a transcript of the gene Tfb1, whose product is annotated as general transcription factor IIH subunit 1. Gene Ontology annotation, cellular component: transcription factor TFIIH core complex; transcription factor TFIIH holo complex. The record is from RefSeq and is a predicted model, not a curated record. NCBI's taxonomy places the organism in Eukaryota, Metazoa, Arthropoda, Insecta, Hymenoptera, Formicidae. The transcript is spliced from 8 exons. The coding region runs from base 205 to 1884 and encodes 559 amino acids. Gene Ontology annotation, biological process: nucleotide-excision repair; transcription by RNA polymerase I; transcription by RNA polymerase II.
GCCGUCAGUCGCCGCAGGUCGAUGGUGUUGUCCGUACCGACGGUCCGUCCGUAGCCGUGCUCGCGAUGCGUCCACCGAUGUGUGUUUCUGCACAUGGCCGUGCCGCCCGACAGGCCUCCACACUGCUCCGCGGCUUUUGGCGACCCGACACCGAAUUGUGUCCAUUAUUUCUAGAAGAAUUAUAUUAUACUUUGUAUCCUCAUCAUGACUACGUCGUCAGAAGAUGUUUUAAUGCAAGUGAGUCAAGUGCGUUAUAAAAAAGGGGAUGGUACUUUAUAUGUGAUGAACGAACGAAUAGCAUGGAUGCUCGAUAACAGGGAUACUGUAUCUGUCAGCCAUAAAUAUGCCGAUAUUAAAUCGCAAAAGAUAUCACCAGAGGGAAAAUCAAAGAUACAAUUGCAGGUGGUGUUACAUGAUGGUACAUCAUCUACGUUUCAUUUUGUAAAUAAAAAUGGACAAGAAGCACAAAUUAAAGACCGCGACGAUGUAAAAGAGUUACUGCAGCAAUUAUUACCAAAAUUUAAGAGAAAAGUUAAUAAGGAAUUAGAAGAAAAAAACAGAACCCUCCAAGAACAUCCUGUAUUGCUCCAAUUGUAUCGUGAUCUAGUUAUCACACAAGUUAUAUCAUCCGAAGAAUUUUGGUCUCAACAUGCCGCUGAGUAUACACAAGCCAAAAAGAUUCAACGCCAAGAUAUAGGUGUUAAUAGUGCUUUUCUAGCAGAUAUAAAACCACAAACUGAUGGCUGCAAUGGAUUAAAAUACAAUUUAACCAUCGAUAUAAUAGAAUGUAUAUUUAAGACUUACCCAGCCGUUAAGAGGAAACAUCAGGAAAAUGUGCCUCACAAAAUGUCAGAAUCUGAUUUCUGGACAAAGUUCUUUCAGUCACAUUAUUUUCACAGAGAUCGUAUCAAUGCUGGGACCAAGGAUCUUUUUACCGAAUGUGCCAAAAUAGAUGAUCAAGAACUUAAGAAGGAACUUCAGUCUGGGAUAAACGAUCCUUUGGUAGAUAUUACUUCCUUUGAGGAUCAAACAUUGGAUGAAAACUAUGGCGGAUGUAAUAAAUCUGAUAAAACAUCGGGAAAUAUCGUUCAUCAAAGUAUGAUCAAGAGGUUCAAUCAACAUAGUAUAAUGGUUAUGAAAGCCAGCACUGCCAAACAAUCGACGACGCAAAUUAAUCAACCGCAAUUAAAUGGAUCUACACCAUCUGCAAGUAAAGUUACGAAUAAUGACUUGGACGCUGGACCAAAGACUAAAAAACGUAGAAUACAAGAAAAGAUAACUUACGAUGAUCUCGACACGAGCUGUGACAUAAAUACAAAUAAGGGAACACCAUUGAAUCUGUCACAUGUAGAUAGAUAUUUGCAUGGACCUAUACCAGGAUAUGGAAAUACAGAACCAACUUCAGACGAACUACUCAUUACAUUAAGCCAGUUGAAGAAGGAAGCUUCUGGGUGGCUGUGUGGUAACACGUUACCGCGACAGGCAGCGACAUCCUUAGUUAGUCCGGCUGCAGCAGUAUCGGCUUUAGGUGAAUUAACACCUGGCGGAUCUUUAAUGAAAGGUUUCCGGGAAGAGAGUCUCGGGCAAUUAAUACCAAAGGAUUUGGAGAAAGAAUUGUGUAAUAUAUAUGUGUGUGCGUGCGAGUUGUUGAGGCACUUUUGGCGAAGUUUUCCUCCGACGACACCGCAACUCGAGGAAAAAGCAAUCAGAAUGCACGAAUCUUUACAUAGAUUUCAUUCUGCUAAACUAAAACCCUUUGAGGAUCGUGUGCAAAGAGAAUUCUCUGCAGUUAGUCAACAUUUGACGAGCCAUCUCAAUCAAUUGCUAACCGCUGCAUAUGGAAAGUUUGCAAUGUGGCAACAGCGGAAAAUGCAAAUGAGGUAGCCGUUCGUUAAAAUCUUUUAAAAACAGCAACGUAAACAGAGCAAUAUUGAUCACAUAUUGCAUUUUGUAAUGUUACCGUAAUUAGAUAUUAAUGUCGAUGUAUUUUACAUAAAAAAAAGGAAAAAACCAAAGCGCUAUGCCAGGUCACAUGCGUCCUGUUGCCACACACAUACUAUCUUUAUUUAUUACUAUUACUUUUAAACAUAUUUAUAAAAUAGUUUUUUGAACUGUCUUCGCAAUAUAAUCAUCCGAAUUCAGUCGCAACCGACGGUAUAUCAAUCCGCAACUAUGUAUAUUUUCGUAAUAUAUGUAGUUUAUAGCUUAUUUAUUUACUAAUGGAUAUACCACAUAUGUUUUGAGAGAACGUGUUCAUACUUAAAAGCGCACGGAUGUUCUAAAAAUAUGUAUCAUUACGCUCAGAGAAAAUGAGUUUAUAAAUCUUUAUGCGAGAAAGAUGUAGUUAUAAUCAUGUAAUGUCUAUGAUAUGCGACAAUUUUAAUUUAAGAAUAUUCGAAUGAGACGGGUGACUGCGAAGUAUUGUACGAUAUCAAAAUAACUGUGAUACCGCCACUGUACAGUCAAGCUUGUUAAUAUAUUUUUUCGCCUCGAUAAUAUCUUCGUGAUUACAUUCUUGAUUAUUUCGUUGAAAUUUAUAGAAUAAUAACUUAUACAAGUCUUUAUUUAUUCUUUGAUCUUUGCAUCUUUUUCUGUGACGAGCAAAGAUCAAGAUAAUUAUUGCAGUUUAACGAUAGCGAAAAUUUACUAUGUAAAUUUGAAUCUCACGUCUCUCGAAGAUCGUUGUAAAAAGUUUGCAAAUUCUACCAUUUAUUUUUACAGACAGUGGCAUUGGUAUACUUUGUAUGAUAUCUGCGACAUACUCAACUAAGUGUCUUAAUUGUUGAAUCCUAUUUUUUCUUUACACUACUGGGUAAGGCAAUUCGCGGAUUCUCAUAAACUGCCUACUCGGUCUCUACUGUAGCAAUAAUUUGGCAGUUGUAAAAAAAUAUGAACGCGAUACCUAUCUCUUCAAUCAUGGAGUAAUGAUUGAUUGUACUUGCGCGUUACGCUAUUUAAUUAUUACUAGGCUAAUUAAUAUUAUA